Molecule: messenger RNA, 2652 nt
Organism: Acanthaster planci (crown-of-thorns starfish)
Lineage: Eukaryota; Metazoa; Echinodermata; Asteroidea; Valvatida; Acanthasteridae
Product: histone H4 transcription factor-like
Biological process (GO): anatomical structure development; regulation of transcription by RNA polymerase II
Molecular function (GO): RNA polymerase II cis-regulatory region sequence-specific DNA binding; DNA-binding transcription factor activity, RNA polymerase II-specific
Source: RefSeq, a predicted model, not a curated record
UUCGGGGAGUUGUGUAGGCAUAGCUGGCCUUAGGCUCCUACAUUAUGUUCAUGUACAUGUACAUGUAUGUUCCGACCCAACGUCUGCAGUCUAUUUCUACGUCUUCUUGAAUCUUGCGGUUUUGAGCUCGCAGUUGGAAACCAUUUUCACUGGCACCCGGUGGAGAAUCUUGGACAUGCAUCUUUAGGCCUAGCAAGCUUUGAAACAGCUCCAAUAUAUCCUCUUGAUGAACCAGUCGGAACCGGUUGGAUCCGGCGGCGUCCACUCUGAGCCAGUAUGCCCCCAGACCUGAAGAAGAAGCCCAUGAUGCUGCAGUGCGAAUGGCAGAGCUGCGGAGUGACAGAAAGCCACAUGGACCAGUUCCUGCUCCACGUCAACGACCACGUGAAUCUUAUCUUGCCCGACGGCGUCAAUGCCGAAAACUACAAAAACUUUGAAAUAACGCCAACCCAGGACGAGCUACAGUGUGACUGGACAGGAUGUAACUUCACUACUACCGAUGGUGAAAUGACACUGGUCCGGCACCUGUACUUCCAUGCCUACCAUGCCAAGAUCAAGUGGUGGGCCAAACAGGAGCAGUCUAAGAAUGACUUUGGCCAGUGCAUCCUGGGAGAGACGACGCGAAACUUGAUCCCCGAGCUACCGGAAGGGUUUGUCUGCUACUGGCGUGACUGUCAGUUUUAUACAGAUAACGCGGAGCAUUUCUACCGCCACGCCGACAAUCAUGGGAUGAUUGAGGAUCCGGUGAUGGUGGGGGAAACAGAGACAUACCCUUGCCGUUGGGAAGGUUGCGACUCUGUGACCAAGACCAAGUACAAGCUGGCCGAGCACCUGCGCAGUCACACCCAGGAGAAGAGAUUUGCCUGCGCCGAGUGCGGCAGCCUCUUCAGUAACAGGGCCAAAUUCAUCGACCACAUCGCGAGACAGAUCGCCAUAGAGUUGCAAAACUACCAGUGCUCUCAUUGCUCCAAGAUUUUUGCCUCCGAGCGGUUGCUAAGAGACCACAUGAGGCAUCAUGUCAACCACUACAAAUGCCCCAACUGUGACAUGACGUGCACCAAUCCCUCUAUGCUGAAGGCUCACAUCAAGUGGAAGCACACCAAUGACCGGCCGUUCCAGUGUGACCUCUGCGACCACAGUUGUAAAUCGCUGAAUGCUCUACGCAAGCAUCAUGCCACCCACUUGCCCGAUAACCUCAUGAUGUGUGACGAGGAAGGCUGCCACUAUACGGCCUAUGCCAUGACCACCAUGCGCAGGCACAUGAAACGAUGCCAUACUAAUGAAAAGAAACGACCGUAUGCUUGCCACGUUUGCGGGAUGCGUUACUCCUGCGGAGCAACUCUCACCAGACAUCUCAAGGUGAAACACAAGUUUAAGUGGCCGUCCGGACACAGUAGAUUCAGGUACAAGAAGCAAGAGGACGGGCUGUAUCGCCUGCAGACGGUGCGCUUCGAGAGCCUGGAGCUGACGGAGCAGAUUCUGAAGGAAAAACAGCAACAACAGCUCCAGCACCAAGAGAAGCAGCAAGAGCCGCAGCCAGAGGAGAGCUGCUCCCCUGGAGAGGCUGACAACUCCUGCGAGAUGGAGGACGACGACAGCCGAGGCGGCGAGGUCGGGAUCAGAUACAGGCUAAACAGUGAGGGGAUCGUGCAGCGAGUCUGGGACGAGCCGGCCUCGGCGUCUGCCACACAGCCUGGCGGGCAGACUGUUGCCACGGAGGAGGAUGUUGCCGUGGAAACAGUGGUCCUCAUACCAGAAUCGGGUGACUCGGAGCAGGAUCCGGGCGAAGUGCCACAACAAAUCUAUUUAAUUUAUGAAUGAAUGCAGAUCAGAUUUAGAUGUUGACACUAAUGCUUUCGUGGAAAGACCAUUGGGAUUUUGAAAUCUCACGUUUCUCAUCCAUUUCAUGAAGAGUGUUUGAAGAUGUCAUCUUGCUGCAAUAACCCCUUGGGGCUGUCCCCCCCGGCAAUUCCAAAAAGAGGCAAAGUUUUAAGUGUUUAAAUCAUAGAAAGACUGGCAAUGCUCUGGUGAUAUUUCAUUACCUGUUCUUUCCAAAGAUGCGAGUACACCUGAAAAUUCAGCCUGAGAACGAAUAUCAGAAGACACAUAGAAAGUCUCAAAUGUCUUCCCUGAAACUGUAUUUGUGGAUCCAUAGGCUCAGGGCAACUCCAUUUUCUGCCCAAAAACCCAAAGUCUUUGAUGACAUAGUUUUGUGUUGUUUGUAUUACAAUGUUCAAAUGUAAAUGCGAGUAAGAAGAAUUUCCCAUUAUUGGACAAUAAAUUAAUUGAAGUGAAUGACAGGUUAACGGCGCACACAAGGUGGACCUCCACAUCAAAAAAGUCCACGCGUUGUUUCUCGUCUCUGAAAAAACAGCUUCAGAGCAUUUUGGGGUCUGGAUGAUCUGUGGCAAAAUAAAGAGGAACGGUUCAGGAAAUCGUCAAAAGCCAGCUGGAAGGAGUAUCAUUUUUGCACCCACAGGAGACUAAAAGGAACGUCCACACUAUGUAUGUAAAAGAAGGAAGUGUGAGCAAAAAGAGGCAAGGGGUGUAGGGCCCGGGUCGGCUUAAGGGCCCUGUAAAAUCUUGGAUUCUAUUAUAAGUGAGGUACUUUUGUAAUAUCUAUUCACCAUGAACACUGACCCGAUAACUCAC